UGGGGCCGACUUGGUGGCCGCCUUCGUGGAGCGCCGGGUAUCUCCUCUCCAAAGACGGCCCCACAUGAUGUGCCAGAUGAGCGGCCGCUUCGACCCAAGCCAGCUGAGCACCAGGGAGAUGCCUCACGCGGAGGUAUCGUAUAUGGUAAACUAUAUCUCCAACUGCAAGCUCGCCGAGGACUGGUGAUACGGCAAGGCGCCGUAUUCUCGCUCCAACCCUCCGCCCAUGAACCCCCUUCUCCCGCCGACGACCGGAGCAGCGGGGAUAGAACACCAGUAUGCCCCCAACCGCACGGCAGACGACGUCGACGACCCGGACUUGGGGGCGGCCGCCAUGGAAGACGCCGUCGUGGGGGACGACGCCGAGCCCGGGGGCUCAAGGCUCACCGCGAGCUUCGAGGACUGGCCGGACGAUGCUGAAGCCGAAGUCGCCCCGCGUCGCCAGCCGGCGGCCGACCAUCAGGGCGUGGGCUCGUCCAUCGCGCCGACUGCCGGUGGUGGUGCACAGAAGCGCCGGGCCGCUUCAGGCCUCUUCGGCAGUCGGCCGAAGAAGUCCAAAGCCUCCACCGCAGCGACCAAGCGAGACGAGGCGGCCGCGAAAGCGGCCCGCUUCCGCAAGGCGGUGAAGCAGCCUCAGGCGGUCUCAGCGUAAGUCGUCAAUUGCCUUGUCGCAUGCUCUUCAUCAUUCUCUUCUUGUUCGAGCAUUCUUCUUAAUUUCUUUCGUUUGCUGGACAGGGCGCCGCUUUCCCUUGAGCGUGGUCCAGGCGGCUCCGUAGUUGGGCCGACUGGAGGUUCUUCAAGCUCCCGCCGCGUGGACCCCCGCGCCGACCUCAGGGAGGCCACAGAGCGGAACGCCCGUGAAGCGCGGGAGGAGCGCGAGGCGGCGGAGAAAGCGGCCGCCCAGGCGGCGAGGGAGCAGGCCGACGCGGCAGCCAAGGCCCAGACGGAGGCAGCGACCGCGGAGCCGGAGGCGGAGGGUUCGCGCAACCAGCCUCCGCUGCUCGCCAUUCCCCUCCGAGCCGUGGCCCCCAACACCCCUUUGCCCUUGGCGGAGGAGAUCGUCCAAGACCCGCCGCUGAUGGAGAGGGGGAGGACCCCGUGGCCUUUGCGCGGAGAGCGCCGCCAGCAGCGCCAACUGGAGCGGGCCAAGGCGGCCAAUCGUCAGCGGCGCCGGGGGGGCCGACCGAGGGUGAGCCGGAGGACAGAGCCGGCCUUGAGAUGCAGCCGGUGACGGGCCGGCGCGCAGGGGGAGGCGCCGCUCCGCCGGAGUUGCGCCGAGUCGCGGGCGCAGGCCAGUCGGCGGAAGAUCUGGAGGCGGCCAGCACUGCCACGUCCGAGUGGACUCCCAGCGGGGGGACU
This is a messenger RNA of Triticum urartu, 1359 nucleotides long. Lineage: Eukaryota; Viridiplantae; Streptophyta; Magnoliopsida; Poales; Poaceae. The record is from RefSeq and is a predicted model, not a curated record.